CUCGCUCUCUCUUUCUUUCUCUUUCUCUCUCUCCCAUCUGCGAAAGCUGAAGGGAGAGAAGAAAACCACAACUCUCAUCAAUAUAAGCCUUUCUUGGGUCAUAAAAACUCAAAAACCCACAAAGGCCUCUAUCUAUCGGAUCUUAUCAGUCGGAUCCUUAAUCGGAUCCAAAACCAAACCUAACUAUCUUUUUCUAUCCUAUCCUAUCCUAUCUAACAUAUCAUUUCUUGAAUUCUAAUCUGAUUUUGAUUCGAGGAAGCGAUGACUCGGAGGUGCUCGCAUUGCAGCCACAAUGGGCAUAACUCUCGGACCUGCCCGAACCGCGGGGUCAAGCUUUUCGGGGUCAGGUUGACCGACGGGAUCCGGAAGAGCGCCAGUAUGGGCAAUCUCAGCCACUACGCUGGGUCGGGUUCGGGUCUGAACCAGAACGGGUCGACUACUCCCGGAUCACCCGGCGAGACACCGGAGCACGGUGCCGCUGCCGACGGUUACGCCUCUGAAGACUUCGUGCCUGGCUCCUCCUCUAGCUGCCGUGAAAGAAAGAAAGGUGUUCCAUGGACUGAAGAAGAACAUAGGAUGUUUUUACUUGGACUACAGAAGCUUGGCAAAGGUGAUUGGCGUGGAAUAGCUCGCAAUUAUGUUAUAUCAAGGACACCUACUCAAGUGGCCAGCCAUGCUCAAAAAUAUUUCAUCAGGCAAACCAAUGUAUCUCGGAGAAAGAGACGUUCCAGCCUGUUUGAUAUUAUAGCAGAUGAAUCAGCUGACACUCCGAUGGUACCUCAUGACUUCUUAUCUGUCAACGAGUCACAGGCUGAAACACAGAGCAAUCCUCCAUUGCCUGCUCCUCCUGCCCUGGACGAAGAAUGUGAAUCGAUGGAGUCUAUCAACUCCAGUGAUGGAGAUCCUAUUCCUCCGAAGACAGAGAGCUCACAACCUUGCUACCCAGUGGUAUAUCCUGCUUAUGUCGCUCCAUACUUCCCCUUUCCUUUGCCAUAUUGGUCAGGAUACAACACUCCAGAGGCAACUAAGAAGGAGGAGACACAUGAGGUUCUCAAGCCAACUGCAGUACAUUCGAAGAGCCCAAUCAAUGUUGAUGAGCUGGUUGGCAUGUCAAAACUGAGCUUAGGAGAAUCUAUUGGUCAUGCUGGUCCAUCCUCUCUUUCACUAAAGCUGCUUGAAGGAUCUUCUAGGCAGUCUGCCUUUCAUGCAAAUCCAGCCUCUGGAAGUUCAAACAUCAAUUCAAGUAGCAGCCCAAUCCAUGCAGUUUGAUGGACAGCUUUUCUGAGCUCAAGAUCAUAGGUUAGCUCGAUGAUGGAUGAGCUUUACAGUUUACUGUUAAUACAGGACUGAUAAUGUGCAGUUUGGUUUGGUUUAGUUUUGGACUAAUAAGGUUGUUUUUAAUUAAAUUAAUUAACUAAAUUCAGUUCUUAGCUUGUAGGUCACAGCAUCUUAGUGUAUCCACCAUUAGAGACAUUGUUCGAGUCCUUGAAUUUUGUGUCUUAUAUUAUUUGUUUUUCUCCUCA
Quercus robur (English oak) is the source of this 1523-nucleotide messenger RNA. Its product is annotated as transcription factor KUA1. The record is from RefSeq and is a predicted model, not a curated record. The transcript has 3 exons. Lineage: Eukaryota; Viridiplantae; Streptophyta; Magnoliopsida; Fagales; Fagaceae. The coding region runs from base 262 to 1269 and encodes 335 amino acids. Gene Ontology annotation, biological process: response to ethylene; response to gibberellin; response to auxin. Gene Ontology annotation, molecular function: DNA binding.